Molecule: messenger RNA, 2726 nt
Organism: Pieris napi
Lineage: Eukaryota; Metazoa; Arthropoda; Insecta; Lepidoptera; Pieridae
Product: SH3 domain-containing kinase-binding protein 1-like
Exons: 16
Coding region: 187-2379 (730 amino acids)
Molecular function (GO): protein binding
Source: RefSeq, a predicted model, not a curated record
CAAAUAACAUUUUAUUUGACGUCGAAUCGCGAUCGCGAACAUUUUGUAGAAACUUAUCGCAAUCUGAAUAAUUAUUAUUGUUUCAUGUUCGUCGAGUAAUUAUUUGUAAUAUAACGCUACGAUCUCUUACUAUUUUGAUGUUAGUGAAAAUGUUGUGACAUUGUGAUGUAUCUGUUUAAUUAAGAAAUGGAGACAAAUUCAAGUCAAAAAGUAUCCUGUGUGGUGAACUAUACAUAUGAUGCAUCUGAAGCAGAUGAGCUGACCAUAAGACCAGGUGAUGUCUUGAAGGAUAUAGAGCGGUUGCCUGGUGGCUGGUGGCGUGGUGAACUUAGAGGCAGGAGGGGCAUGUUUCCUGAUAAUUUUGUUACCGUACUACAAGAACAUGCAACUAAUAGGGCUAACACGGUACAAGGGCGGUGCCGUGCUGUAUUCAGCUAUUUGCCUGCCAACCCUGACGAGUUACCGCUUUGUGUUGGUGACGUGCUUGAAGUACUUGGAGAGGUAGAAGAAGGGUGGUGGCAGGGUCGUCGUGCGGGUCGCGUAGGGGUAUUCCCUUCUAACUUUGUGGUAAUGCUCGACCCUCACAACGCUGCCCAACAACCUGCCCCCGUCGAACCCGCGCCCGCCCUACCGCCCAAACCUGUAAAAGAACAAUGCCGAGUGCUAUUUCCAUACACUGCCGUGAAUGAAGACGAGUUGACGUUAGCGGAUGGUGAUAUCGUUACGAUCGUGUCUAAGGACGCGCCGGAUCGCGGUUGGUGGCGUGGCGAAGUUAAUGGCCGCGUCGGACUGUUCCCUGAUAACUUUGUGCAACUAUUGCCUGCUGUUGCACAAGAUGUCGAAGAGAAGAAGCCAGACCGGCCGCCGUCGAAGGGCUCCAAUUCAAUAUACCCAGUGCUCAAUAAGUACUCGGAGAAAACAUCGUCAAUCAAAGAACUCGCCACAACUAAGCUAAGCAUGCACAAAGAAAACACGAUCAGUAAGGAGAGCAGCACACAAAGUACAGUCACGCACACAAGCAAAAGCGAUUCAGAGAAGAUAACACAUAGUGAAUCUGUCACUGACGGUCCGGAUGGACAGGUAAAGAAACCGCCAGUUCCGGUGAAGAAAAGCCCGACUCCAACAUCCGCGGUAACAGGACUGUUUAGUGGACUUAAGAAUAAAAUGAUGUCUUCUUCGGACAAGAGCGAGAAAACAUCAACUUCUAUAUCAAAUAGUAGCAACAGUAGUGUGGAAGGGGACAAACCGGAUGGUGCAUUGUCGAGUAAAGUUGCUAAUACUAACACGUUCGAUCACGUUGAGAGGAAUUCGAUACUAAACGAUCCGAGAGCUAGCAGAGUUAAAGCACCGCGACGAAGGCCACCCAGCCAAGUAAUGAGAGACGAUUCGCCAGUCUCACUUGGUUUGACUAACGGACACGAAGCUUCUCCAGACAAGACAUUAGACAAAUCUUCAGACAGAUCGUCGGAUAAAUCGUUAGAUAAAUCUUCGGAAAUAAAGCCGCGUGCGCGUGAAUGGGAGAAACAUAGAGCGCCUUGGAUGGCGGAAUUGAAAUUGAACCAAGCUAAAAAGGGUGGAUUAGGGGAUAGAAAACAGCAUACUAGUACAGAUAGAAUUGUUGACUGUGGUAUUGAAGAAAAGAGGUCGUCACACUCCAUGGAGAUGUCAAAGAGCACAUCGUCGAUUAGCAGUCGAAUAUCUGUUCUAGAGAGUUCUGAGUCUAGUUUCGAUAAAAUCAGAACCUCUGAUAAGAAGGAAAGUCCGCCACCAGAUCUGCCGACCACAAAGCCGCCACCAUUAACUUCUCCCACUGCUGCUGGCCGAACAUUAACUACGAUGCUCGACGAAAUCAAGAAACCUCCAGCGCCAUCUCCCCCCUUGGCCUCCGCAAGAUUGGACCUGGACAAAUCGCUCGAUAAGUCUGACAAAUCUAUUGAUAAAUCGCUAGACGGGUCGCUCGAUAGGUCUGACAAGUCCUUAGAUAAGUCAGACAAAGUAGAGUUAAGGGAAAAGUCGGAGUUGAAAACGGAGAGAUUGGAGACGAUCAGCAGGUUUUCCAGCGUUUUUAAUGAAGUCGAAGAGAAAGGGAUUAGUUUUAGUUCAAGCAUACUUAGUUCGAGUGGCAUCAGUCCCAGCGCGGAGCGAACUAGCACUUUGGAAAGGAGACACACACGAACACAGGAGCAUGAAGGAAACGAUGCGUUAAUCGCUCAACUUAAUAACAGGAUAUCGAACCUAGAGAAGCUAAUAGAAGUACAAAACGCCAAAUUCACGGCAGCCAUUGAGGAACUCACAAACAAACUAUCUCUUGAAACGGAGAAGAGACAAACACUUCAGACUGAAAUGGAGAAACUGGCGCAGUGCGUCACCCAGGUCUAGUGUAGUUUUAAUUUGCACUUUAUUACAAUGGAAAAAGGCCGUUUUUGUUUCGCCAAUAUUUUAUAGCACAAAUUUGUUAAUUGCAUUUUGAGUCUAGUCCGAAAUCAACGAAAUGAAAUUUACCACCGUUUAGUUUAUUUGGAAAAGUGCAUUUAAUAUUACAGCUGGACGAACAAUAUCAAUUAUGAAAAGAUUUUAAUAUUAUAGUGAAUAUGCUCAAUGUCUGAAGUUCGAUUUCUUAAAAAAAUUAAACAACAUUUUUCGCUCUCUUGUGGAUCUAACUUAACUUUGGAAAUAGUAAUUUUUUUGUUUAUUAAUUGUCAUUGUCUUAUAAAACCGGUACUAAA